AUGUCUGCCUGCGUUUCCUCAAGAGACUCAACAAUGUCAUCAGUCAACGAGCAGAAGGAUGCUGCCAUCAUCGAAACAGCCCGCACACUCAGGGGGACACCAUGGUGUGACGAAUACGAGAAGAUGAUCUCUGGCAUGCUAUAUGAUUCUUUGAUUCCGCCGUUGACGAAUGCUCGUCACGAAUGUCGUAUUCUGGCGCAUGAGUACAACACCAUGCCGCCGACCCUCGGAACAGCAGACGAAAUAGCCGCCAAGCGGUUCGAGAUCCUUAAGCGCUGGCUCGGGUUUGUGGGAGAAGGCGUCUUCAUAGAGCCUCCGUUUACGCCAGACUACGGCUGCAACGUGAUCAUUGGGAAGAACUCGUACAUGAACUUUGGCUUCACCGUCUUGGACACGAGUCUGGUCAUCAUUGGCGAGCGCGUCAUGCUCGGUCCCAACGUGCACAUCUACAGCGCAGGUCAUGACACGAGCGUCUUGUCCCGCGUCAAAUGCAUCGAGUUUGGCCACCCGGUGCGCAUCGAGGACGACUGCUGGAUUGGGGGCAAUGUCACGAUUCUCGCAGGGGUCACGAUCGGUCGGGGCUGUACGGUUGGCGCAGGAUCGGUUGUGUCACGGAGCCUGCCGCCUUUCUCUGUUGCCCUUGGGUCGCCAGCAAAGGUUAUCAAGAGACUCCCGACUCUGGAGGAAGAACUCGCUGAUCCGCGGAACAUUUAUCAUCGGUUCCCAGAUCGGUCCUGA
Messenger RNA from Verticillium nonalfalfae, 738 nucleotides. RefSeq lists its product as uncharacterized. Gene Ontology annotation, molecular function: acetyltransferase activity. The record is from RefSeq and is a predicted model, not a curated record. NCBI's taxonomy places the organism in Eukaryota, Fungi, Ascomycota, Sordariomycetes, Glomerellales, Plectosphaerellaceae. The coding region runs from base 1 to 738 and encodes 245 amino acids. The transcript has 2 exons.